Messenger RNA from Impatiens glandulifera, 2667 nucleotides. Its product is annotated as autophagy-related protein 11-like. The record is from RefSeq and is a predicted model, not a curated record. Gene Ontology annotation, cellular component: extrinsic component of membrane; Atg1/ULK1 kinase complex; phagophore assembly site membrane. Gene Ontology annotation, molecular function: molecular adaptor activity; protein kinase binding. Gene Ontology annotation, biological process: autophagy of peroxisome; piecemeal microautophagy of the nucleus; positive regulation of protein phosphorylation. The transcript is spliced from 4 exons. Lineage: Eukaryota; Viridiplantae; Streptophyta; Magnoliopsida; Ericales; Balsaminaceae. The coding region runs from base 1 to 2667 and encodes 888 amino acids.
AUGAAUUCCACUGUUCGUAGCGGCAGAUUUGUAGUUCAUGUGGCCGAAAAUGGACACUCAUUCGAAUGUGAUUGUGAUGAAAAUAAUCUAGUUCACGACGUACAGCGAUUCCUUGAAUCAGUUUCUGGAACUAAUGUAAACGAUCAGCUGUUACUAUGUUUGAAUAUGAAACUGGAAUCGCGGAAACCGCUUUCCAUCUAUAAGCUUCCAUCUGAUGAUCGCGAAGUUUUCUUAUACAACAAGUCAAGAAUGAGAAUCAACUCUCAACCUCCUUCGCCAGAAUCGAUUGAAAUAGUCGAAAUCCCGAACCCUACGCCUCCAUCUUCAUCUUCAUAUCCAUUAGAAGAUAAUCCAGACCCUGCACUUAGAGCUAUUCCUUCCUACGAUAUCAUAUUCAGAUACAAUUACCAGCUAGGGCACGCGAUCUACAAUCGAAUAGUGACGAAACUCAAGAAAUGCGAGAAACUCCUCGGUGAACAAAAGGUACAAGAAAGAGCAAUGGAGAUUGCGAGAGAUAAUCUAGAUCAUCUCUAUGGAACGAUUCAUCAAAACUAUACGGAUUUCAUGAAAUGUUAUUGUCGUCAGGAUAGAAAACAUUCGAACCUAAUGAUGAACUUUGGGAAGAACAUAGAGAAAUUGAGAUAUUGCAGACUUCAUCCAGCGUUACAAACCACUGAUCGGAACUGUUUGUUUGAUCUUGUGAAGGAAGAUAACUUACAGUUACAGAAGAUUGUGGCGAAUGAGUACAGAGAUUCUUAUAAACAAUUUGAGAAGAAGAUUUCAGAGUUUGAACAAGACUUUGAUGAACUCAAGAUGAUUGUUGAAGAAUUGUUUUCAAGUAAAGCUUCUUCUAUUAUCAUCGAUUCAGAACGUGCCAUCAAUGAUCAUUAUGGUUAUAUUCAUGAACAUAAGAGUAUAAUGAAAUCAAUCAGCAAAGAUGUGAAGAUAGUGAAGAAGAUUAUCGACGAUUGUCUUUCAAACCAAUCACCUUCUUCAAUUCGUCGUCCUUACGAUGCUGUCUCAUCACUAGGCCCAAUCUACGACAUUCAAGAUCAAAAUUAUCUUCCCAAACUUGAGAAUUGCGAUAGUACAAUCUCGAAACUUCUCAAUUUCUGCAAGGAGAAAAAGAAUGACAUGAACAUCUUCAUAUACAACUACAUGCAAAAGAUAGCAUACGUUCAGUACGCAAUGAAGAACAUAAGAUGCAGAUUUUCAGUCUUCAUAGAAGCGAUGAAACAUCAGAAUGAUCAAUUUCAUUUCUUAAGGAUAAUCCAUGGUAUAGGGCCAUCAUACAGAGCUUGUUUUGCAGAGAUAGUAAGGAGAAAGUGUUCGUUUAAACUUCACAUGGGAAAUGCAGGUCUAUUAGCUGAAAAACUCGAUACCAAUAGAGAGAUUGAAGUGAGGAAAAGGAAGAAGUUUUUGAGAUGGCACAGUUUAUAUAUACCACAGGAUGUUUUAGCAAUGAUGGGAUUGUUCGAUAAUCCGAAUCUAUGUCAGGUCGAUAUAGCUCCUUAUGAUUGUAACCUUCUUGACAUUGAUAUCUCUGAUUUAGAUGGGCUGGCGCCCGAAUACUUAGUGGGGAAUUGGAAAGGUUCGUUUAAUGAGAUUAACGAAACCAUUUGUUCUGAAACAAGUAAUAUUGAAGUUGAGAAUGUUAAACUGAAAGCUGAUCUUGCUUCUGCUAUAGCUAGAAUCUGUACUUUAAACAUUGAAAUGCUGGGCGAUAGUAAAAUUGGAAGUGCAAUGAAAGAGGCUGCGGAGAAGAAUUCUGAGGCUUUGCGAUUGAAAGAUGAAUAUGGGAAGAAACUUGGGUCUUUGUUAAAGGAUAAACAAAUGGAAUGUGAUUCAUAUGAGAAGAAGAUAAUUGAAUUGGAACAGAGAUUGUACGAGGUUUCGUCUAAUAAGGUUGUUUUGUGUUUAUCAAAUGAAAUGUCAGGUAAUAAUAUUGCUUUAGCCGAGAUAAAGGAGGUGAAUCGAAGUCAGAAGCUUCUAGAAGAUUCUUACACGAAUUGUGCUCACUUGGAGAAUAGAGUUAAAAAGCGUACACUUUUUGAGAUAUUCCGUAUGGUUAUAUCUUCGGGGGAGAUUGAUGAAUUUCCGGAAUCGUUAAGAGUUCUUUCCAACUCUUUGGCCAAUUCAAUUGGCGAUGAUGAUGAAUUGGGAGAAUGCAUUAAGUUAUUAGCGGAUAAAGUGGGAUUGUUGUCAAAUUAUCAUAAUGAAGAACUGAUUGAGAAAUACGCUAAAGUGAAGGAGCAACUUGAGAAGGAAUUGGAUGAAAAUAAAGAGUUAGCAUCUACUCUCCACAGAAAACAUCAACUAGAAAAACAGGCAAACAACGAGAAGAUAUCAUUUGGGCAUUUGAAAGUUCAAGAGAUUGCUGCAUUUGUCCUGAAUUCACCAACCGGGCAUUAUGAAGCUAUAAAUAAUUGUAGGUGUUGUAACUAUUAUCUUUCAGACGAAUCAGUUUCGCUCUUGACUAAUCAUCUUCAAAACCGGCCUAGCUAUCUAAUUGGGCAGAUUGUGCAUAUCGAACAACAAACUGUGAAAACUGUAUUGUCUUCGAACCCGUAUGAUCUUCCUGUCGGAUGUGAAUACUUCAUUAUAACGGUUGAAAUGUUACCAGAUAUCUCUGAUGAUGAUGAUCGAUCUUCUACUCCGACUUCCUGA